AUGAUUACAACAACGAUAAGGAGAACAGCAAUUUUGGGUGAUGAGCCUACAUGGUUGUCGAGUAGAAGUACGGCUACUCUGGAAACUAGCACAGUUGCCACGGAAGAAGACGUAGUAGUCGCAGUGUUGUUGCUGCUGCUGCUACAGCUGCUGCUGCAGAUGCUGAUUGAGACCAUAGCACCUGAAAGUGAUACCCAACCCACUACCGAUAUAAACAAAUUUGACCUGGACUAUACUACCGAGACUUCUCGAGCUCAACCCACGAUGUCUCAAGAAAUGAAUCAGAACAACUUGGCUGAAACUUUGGCAGCAGAUGCAUCGCAGAACUCAAAGAAAUUGCAAAAUGGAACAAUGCCAAUAUCAAAAUCAACACAAGUUGGGGUUGCAGUUGGCGUCCCCAUUGCAAUAUUUGUUAUAUUUUUUAUGGCCUUGGGAUUCUGGUAUUUUCUCAGAUUGCGCAAACAAACACAAUCUGCCAAUAUAACUAGGAUAGAAGGCGAGCCUAAAAGAUUUAAUUUUGACUUUGUUGAGAAAUCAGAACAAAGCACAGAUACUGGUAAUGAGAAACCAUAUGCCGACUUGUUUUCCCCAACAAACUACUUAAAGACGGCAAAGGACCUUGAACUGUAUCUGCACCACAAACCAUUAAACUAUGGUGCGAGUAUCAAUAUCAAUAACAAUAACAACAACGACAGCAGCAGCAGCAACAUCGACAACAUCGACAACAUCGACAGUCUGAAGGGGGUUUUCAAGCGUCUAAGCAUGUGGGCAAAAAGAGACAAACGACACUCAAAAGCAGGAGAAGAUGUCGAGGUACAGCAACAAAGAACAUCCUUGCCACACUUAUCAACCAACACAACAUCUACCAGUCCCACCCUGCUUCGAAAGUUUCAUUUGACCAAAGGAAAGAAUAACUUUAUGGCUCAUGAAAUAGAUGCAAAUAACAAAAAUGAUAAGCAAGAAAGAGGAAGAGAAGAAGAAAAUGGAAAAGGAAAACUGAAAGGAAAAGGCGAUGCAGUCAGCAAUGAUUUUACAGGGCGAGAAGUUCACUUUAUGGAUUCUCGCGAUCUGUCACAGUUUCCUGCUAAGAAUAAAGUCGAUGCGUAUGAUAAGAGUGUCUAUGUGGUAACCCGAGCCUACCAGAGCCAGCUUCCUGACGAGUUAUCAAUAAAAGUUGGAGACAAAUGUAUGAUCAUGGAGCAAUUCGAAGACGGGUGGUGUAAAGUCCGUUUAUUACAAAUGGCUGGUACAAACCGAUCAAAAACUGACAAAAUGGGACUUGUACCUAAACUAUGUUUGCAGAACUAUAUAUAG
Messenger RNA from Lodderomyces elongisporus, 1314 nucleotides. It is a transcript of the gene FUS1, whose product is annotated as Fus1p. Bases 1 to 1314 code for a protein of 437 amino acids. The transcript has a single exon. Lineage: Eukaryota; Fungi; Ascomycota; Pichiomycetes; Serinales; Debaryomycetaceae. The record is from RefSeq and is a predicted model, not a curated record. Gene Ontology annotation, molecular function: protein binding.